This is a messenger RNA of Didymella exigua CBS 183.55, 1181 nucleotides long. RefSeq lists its product as uncharacterized. Bases 190 to 1041 code for a protein of 283 amino acids. NCBI's taxonomy places the organism in Eukaryota, Fungi, Ascomycota, Dothideomycetes, Pleosporales, Didymellaceae. The transcript is spliced from 2 exons. The record is from RefSeq and is a predicted model, not a curated record.
CGUGCGUCUGGCGUCAUACGACUUUCACGACUCUCGUCAAUUGAUGUGCGCCCGUUGCAACGAGAGCUUUCAAUAUCCAUCGCCGGCCACCGAAAAACGCUUAAUUGCACGAUUGUAAUUGUGUGUAUCUCUUCACAAUCUGCGCAUUUAUACACCAAAGCUGUGAGCUUAACAAUACACUCGUUCGUCAUGUCGAAGCUCUCCCCAGCUCUCAAGCAGCUCAUAAACGCCGCGCACGCGCGACCAGGUGCUGUGCCCGCGCCGCCUAAGAUCCAAUCAGUUUUCAAGAAGAUCGAACAAGAAGCCACAGACAGACAACUUGGCCGACCAUCGUGGCUCGCUGUUUCAACCGCGGCAACUAUGACAAUGAACUCGCCCGAGUCGAUGGAGGCACUCUUCCACUCCACUGCACAAGGAAAGCCUCAAGAUGAAGGCGUUGAGGUCGCAGAAUUCAUGCGCGAGAUCGCGCUGAAGUGCAUUGGGUUCAAUGGCAUCCCACGAACAAUCAACAUGCUUAACGCCUUCCGCGCCUCCCUCCCACAAGACAUCUAUGAGAAGCUCAAUAAAAUACCUACACGCUACCCCGAUGCAUCGAACGUCGAGCAGAUCAACCAGCGCGGACGCGGACUAUGGGACAAGAUUUACAAGCCAUUGAACGAGAAGCUCGAGGCCAAGCUGGGUGAGGCACACCCAGAUCUGCCAGUCUUCAUCAUCAACAGCGAGUACGGUGGUCUUUUCACCGACCCCCAACGCUCGACCGGUGCCACUGUGGGGCGGAUCACAACGAGCUUAAUUGCGAUCACAUGUUUGAGGGCGCAGCAAGGUGUGGGACCGCAGGUGCUGAGUCACGUCUUUGGAUUAAGGAAAGCUUUGGAUGAUGGGAGCUGGAAGGAUGAGCCAGCCGCCGGUUCAGAAGAGGCGAUCAGGUGGUUGGCUAGCGAUGAGGGAUGUACCUGGGUGCUGCAAAAGACAGAUGAGCUGGUAGAGGCGUUGGGAGGUGCGCAGGGAAGUACUUUUGCGCCGGUCAAGGCAAAGCUUUGAGCGUUAGUUGAUGUAGUGACGCAUGUCAUGCCAUGAAUUUUUGCCAUUUCAGAGACUCCAACGCUGUGGGAUCAUGUGGAUGGAUGUACGCUAGUUACUACCAAUCGAUCAUCAAGAGGUUCUCUUGGUCUUCAUGUCAU